AUGUUGCAUUGGGCGAGAGGUAGCUGCAUGCUGUGUAUAAAGCCAAGGGACCUCGAAGGAUUUUCAUCGGGCCGUGCCCGGCCUCUGCUAAAAUGUUCGAGAGAAGCCAGAAAAAAACACAAAUUAUGCACGAAAAUUUCAGACAGGAAUAAGGAGAAACCCCAACCAGCCACUAGACAGUCUAGAUACCCGAAGAGAGCAGUGAGCCGCAAGUCCUACAACAAAGAACAUGUUCCUGAUGAUUCUGAACUCUAUAGAUGUGAGUACUGUGGAUCACUCUAUGCCAUUCCUCUUGUUUUAGCGAAGCAUCUCAAGUACAAACAUGGACACUAUGGUAUCCUCCCACCAGCAGGUGCACCAAAGGAAGACAUUCUACAGUUCAUCAAAGGAGAAAUCAGAAGUACUAAAAAAAACUAUGUAUUUGAUCAAUGCGGCAAGGCAUUUGAUCAAAUAAAUAAUCUCACAAAACAUAAACGCAUCCAUACAGGUAAGAAACCCUAUGAACCCAUUCAAUGUGGUAUUAAGGCAUUAAAUCAACUUCAAGCUGGUGAUCUCAGAACACGUAAACGCAUCUAUACAGGUGAGAAGCUUUAUGCAUGUGAUCACUGUGGUAAGGCAUUUAACGAUGCAGGUAAUCUUACAAGACAUGUACGCAUCCAUACAGGUGAAAGGCCCUAUGCAUGUGAUCAAUGUGGUAUGGCAUUUAAUCAAGCUGGUGAUCUCACAAGACAUGAACGCAUCCAUACAGGUGAGAAGCCCUAUGCAUGUGAUCGAUGUGAUAAGGCAUUUAACAAUGCAGGUAAUCUUACAAGACAUGUACGCAUCCAUACAGGUGAGAAGCCCUUUGUAUGUGAUCAAUGUGGUAAGGCAUUUAAUCAAGAACAUGGUCUCACAAGACAUGUACGCAUCCAUACAGGUGAGAAGCCCUAUGUAUGUGAUCAAUGUGGUAAGGCAUUUAAUCAAAUGAAUAGUCUCACAGCACAUAAACGUAUCCAUACAGGUGAGAAGCCAUUUAUAUGUGAUCAAUGUGGCAAGGCAUUUGAUCAAACGAAUAAUCUCACAAAACAUAAACGAAUCCAUACAGGUGAGAAACCUUAUGCAUGUGAUCAAUGCAGUAAGGUUUUUAGUUAUAAAAGUAAUCUCAUAACACAUAAACGCAUCCAUACGGGUGAAAAGCCUUAUGUAUGUGAUCAAUGUGGUAAGGCAUGUAAUCAAGCUGGUGAUCUCAAGAAACAUAAACGCAUCCAUACAGGUGAGAGGCCCUAUGUAUGUGAUCAAUGUGGUAAGGCAUGUAAUCAAGCUGGUGAUCUCACGAAACAUAAACGCAGGCAUACGGGUGAGAAGCCAUUUAUAUGUGAUCAAUGUGGUAAGGCAUAUGGGGAUUCAUCAACGUUAAGAAGACACAAAAAGAAAUGUAAAUGAAAUACAGAAUCAAUGAAGGAAAAUGGUGCUCAAUGUUCAUCAAAUGGGAAGGCUUCCCUUGUGGCAGUGUUACGCUGGGUUUUCUUUAGUAGCAGUUUUACACUGGGUUUUUUCGGUUUAAAUUUUGUUUUCUCUUGUAGCAGUUUUAAGUUUGGUUUUCUCUUCUGGCAAUUUUACGCUUGGUUUUUGCUUGUAGACAUUUUACGUUUUGAUUAUCUCUUGUUUCCGUUUUACGGGUUUUUUUCUCUUGUAGCAGUAUUACGUUAGGUUUUUUCUUGUAGCAGUUUGUCUGUUUCUCAGAUAUGUAGAUAUAAUUAUAAUGGAAAUUAUCAGUUUUUCAUGAUUUCUGUUCAAUGGUAUAUGAAGUAACGUGUUUCUAUGUAUGUGUACAUUUCCAAGUAACUAUUAAUCAACUUUUAUUACUUCAGGGGGGUGUUUCACAAAGAUCCUAAGUUGAACUUAAUUUUAAGUUGGACUUAAAAAUUAUGGACAGCCAUUGGAGUCGUAAAAUGAAAUAUAUUCAA
Strongylocentrotus purpuratus (purple sea urchin) is the source of this 1946-nucleotide messenger RNA. Its product is annotated as zinc finger protein OZF-like. Lineage: Eukaryota; Metazoa; Echinodermata; Echinoidea; Camarodonta; Strongylocentrotidae. Gene Ontology annotation, biological process: regulation of transcription by RNA polymerase II. Bases 1 to 1422 code for a protein of 473 amino acids. The transcript is spliced from 4 exons. Gene Ontology annotation, molecular function: RNA polymerase II cis-regulatory region sequence-specific DNA binding; DNA-binding transcription factor activity. The record is from RefSeq and is a predicted model, not a curated record.